Messenger RNA from Melampsora larici-populina 98AG31, 687 nucleotides. RefSeq lists its product as uncharacterized. NCBI's taxonomy places the organism in Eukaryota, Fungi, Basidiomycota, Pucciniomycetes, Pucciniales, Melampsoraceae. Bases 1 to 687 code for a protein of 228 amino acids. The transcript is spliced from 4 exons. The record is from RefSeq and is a predicted model, not a curated record.
AUGUCCCUGCCAACACCGGCAAAAACGGUCAUGAGGACGGACCCCUACCAAGUGUUUGGUUUAUUCACCAAGUCGCCUACUCCAUUUAUACCCCAGGCAGGACUGACUGAUGGGGCUAUACGCGUGGUGGGGAACGAUUUCAUUGCAUGGUACUCCAACCAAACCGACAUCGUCCUGGAAAAUGAACUACCAGAAGCAAUCAGGGCUCUAGGACAUGUCCCCCAUCCUCUUUGUCUCCGCGCAAACAGGACUUAUCAACUUGCCGGUCCCUUCAGCCAGGAUCCCAACUCAGGUGAAGCGAUGAUGAGCUUUGGAUGCGACACCCAAACUUUCCUGGGAUUUGAUCACCUGCCUCCUGCAGCUGUUGCAGGCAAGACAUUGAUUAAUGGCAUUGGCAAGGUGCUGGAUUUCCAUUUUGAUGACGUAGAGAAUUGCGGAGGAUUAUGGAAUCUUACUGUCAAUCUCAACCACGAGUUCUAUGAUCCAGUUCAAGAACAUGUCUUGGAGUUUACCAACACAUGUGUUUUUGGAUACAUGACUCUGCCAGCUUUAGAGUGGACGCAGAUCAACACGGGAACAACCAUGAUGAUCUAUGGCACUGUUGGUGCCAAAGAUCCCGUGUCCAACCGCUUCAUUGUACAAGUUCUAGACUAUGCCUGUUUAGGCAAUGUGCCUGAGAUCAUCUGA